This is a messenger RNA of Arachis ipaensis, 4390 nucleotides long. NCBI's taxonomy places the organism in Eukaryota, Viridiplantae, Streptophyta, Magnoliopsida, Fabales, Fabaceae. The record is from RefSeq and is a predicted model, not a curated record.
AACUAAUCCAAUCAAAUAAAACAACAUUAGAGUCAGGUAAAAAAUAAAAAAUAAAAAAAGUAUAGUAGUCCGUGUGAGCUAAGCGGAGAAGAAGAAACAGCGAAGAAGAAUGAUAGUGAGCCCGCGACCGUCACCGCAGUCCCCUAACUCGCAUUCCGACUCAUCCUCAUGGGAGUCCAUGCUCCCAGGCCCACCGGGCCGCAACAACUUCGGAUCCUCAGAUCUCGGCCCGCAUGGCCUUCUCGCCUUCCCUUCCGGCAGUUCCAUCUCCGUCGUCGACACCCGUUCCAUGCAGCUUGUCACCGCCUUUCCCAUCCCUCCUCCGCCAUCUACUUCUUCCUCUACAUCGUCUUCCUCCUCCUCUUCCUCCACCACGACGAAUAACGCCACCACGUCCCUCUCUCCCUUCGUCACCGCUCUCCGCUGGACACCUGCUCCCCUCAGCCGCGACCUCCUCUCCACCGAACCCUCUUCCUCUCACCUCCUCCUCGCCGCUGGCGACCGCCAUGGCCGCAUCGCACUCCUCGACUUACGUAUCCGCUCCCCGAUCCUCUGGUUUGACACCGACAACGCCAAGCUAGCAAUCCAGGACCUCUGCUGGCUCCAGGCCCGCCCUGACCUCUACCUCAUCGCCGCCAUCACCGGUUCUUCCAUCCUCUCUCUCUACAAUGCCGCCACUGGACGCUGCAUCUGGAAGUACGACGCCUCGCCGGAGUACUUCUCCUGUAUCCGCCGCGAUCCCUUCGAUGCACGGCGGAUCUGCGCGAUCGGGCUCAAGGGAUUCUUGGUCUCUGUGCUGGCACACGGCGAGAGCGAGGACGGAGUCGCGAUCAAGGAACUUCAAAUUCGAACCGAUUCUAGCGAGCUGGUUAAGCUGGAGAGGGAUGUCGUUCCUGGCGCCACACCGUCGCCGGCUUCUGCGGCUUUUCCGCUCUACGCAGUGAAGUGUGCCUUCUCGCAGCAGUGGAGGCAUAUCUUGUUUGUCACGUUUCCGAGGGAGUUUGUUGUGUUUGAUUUGCAGUACGAGACUGUGAUCUUCUCCUCCGCGUUGCCUCGUGGGUGCGGCAAGUUCUUUGACGUGCUGCCUGAUCCGAACAACGAGUGGGUUUACUGUGCUCAUCUAGAUGGCAAGCUCAGCACAUGGAAGAGGAAACGUGGGGAACAAGCACACUUUAUGUGCUCAAUGGAAGAGUUAAUGCCAUCUGUUGGAACCUGUGUCCCGUCUCCUUCAAUACUUUCUGUAAUUCUAUCCCUAUCAGAUUCCACACUUCAGAACGUUUGCAAGAAUUAUUCUGAUACACCUAGUUCUCCUUACCUUCACGAGGACUUUGAUAAUCCUUUUGAUUUUUGUGAUGAACCUACGAUUGUUUCUAAAAUACAUUUGAUCUCCAUUUCCGAUGACGGAAAAGUAUGGAACUGGCUCUUGACUGCUGAAGGUCAAGUAGACACUCAAAAAGAGGACAAGAAGUUGAAUUUGCUCCGUGGUGAUGGCAGGCAACAGGAGCAUCUCAAUGAUGGUAAAAGGCACCUACCAAGCUCAAUCUUAAACCAGGAAGAAAUUUUAAUAAAGAUGAACUUAGUUGGACAGCUUCAGCUGCUUUCUUCAACAGUGACUAUGCUGGCAGUACCAACUCCUUCUUUAACAGCUACUCUGGCCCGUGGAGGAAACUAUCCUGCUGUAGCUGUUCCUCUGGUUGCUUUAGGAACACAGAGUGGAACUAUAGAUGUGGUUGAUGUUUCAGCCAAUGCUGUUGCAACAAGUUUAGCUGUACAUAAUGGAAUUGUUAGAGGACUACGAUGGCUAGGAAAUUCCAGACUGGUUUCAUUUUCUUAUACUCAGGUUAAUGAAAAAACUGGAGGAUAUAUUAACAAGUUAGUUGUAACCUGCCUUCGAAGUGGCAUUAACAAGAUGUUCCGGGCUUUGCAAAAGCCUGAACGUGCACCGAUUAGGGCUUUGAGAACAUCUUCAUCUGGAAGGUAUCUUCUAAUUUUGUUUCGUGAUGCACCUGUUGAAGUUUGGGCAAUGACUAAAAAUCCCGUCAUGCUUAGAUCAUUGGCUCUUCCAUUUACCGUAUUGGAAUGGACUCUUCCAACAGUUCCGCACCCUGCUCAAGGUGCGUAUUCUAAGGAGCAAACAUCUGGAGCAUCAGAUGAAACACCUAACCCGUCAAAGGUUUCCUCACCGGAUUCAAAGGGUUCAAGCACAGAAGGAUCUCAGGAAGACACUUCUGAAAGUUUUGCAUUUGCUCUGGUAAAUGGGGCACUUGGAGUUUUUGAAGUACAUGGUCGAAGAAUUCGAGAUUUCAGACCAAAAUGGCCUUCAUCUUCCUUUGUAUCAUCAGAUGGAUUGAUUACUGCAAUGGCCUACCGCUUGCCUUAUGUGGUCAUGGGAGACAGAAUAGGGAACAUAAGAUGGUGGGACGUGACAACUGGGAACUCUUCAUCAUUCAACACACACAAAGAAGGAAUCCGGAGAAUCAAAUUUUCUCCUGUUGCACCAGGGGACCAUACCCGUGGUCGUAUUGCUGUUCUAUUCUAUGAUAAUACCUUCUCCGUAUUUGAAUUGGAUACGCCAAACCCCUUAGCCAAUUCACUUUUGCAACCACAAUUUCCUGGAACACUGGUGUUGGAACUUGAUUGGUUGCCCUUGCGAACUGAUAAAAAUGACCCACUGGUACUGUGCAUUGCAGGAGCAGAUAGUAGCUUUCGCCUUGUUGAAAUUAAUGUAAGUGAUAAACGAGCAUUACGCAUGAUAUUGCAAUUUGGUGUUAAACCUUCUUGGUUUAAUACUUGUAGUACAACGAUAAAGAAGAGGCCUCACUAUAUUCCAGGGACUCCAUCAUCUACAGGGGAUCUUCGAACAUACAUGAUCGGCAUACCAUCUCUUGGUGAUUCUGUGGUGCCAGAGAUGCUUUUAAAAGUACUGGAACCAUAUCGAAAAGAAGGUUGCAUACUUGAUGAUGAGAGAGCCAAGUUGUAUGCUACUAUUGUGGAUAAAGGCUGUGCUGCAAGGUUUGCCUUCACAGCUACAAUAUUUGGGGAAUUCUCGGAAGCUUUGUUUUGGUUACAGCUGCCUCAAGCGCUUAAACAUUUGAUGAAGAAGUUAUUGAGAAAGCCUCCCCCGAAAGCGCCAACAGCGCAAACUAUCUCUGAAGAUGAUGAGACAUCUUUACUAUCUAGGAUAUCGUCAAAGGGAAAACAAACAGAAGAAAUGGGGAGUCAAGGUCAACUAAGGAUGAUGGCUUUUGACCAAGAAGAGCUGUGGAAAAGCGCUAGUGAACGUAUUUCUUGGCAUGAAAAAUUAGAAGAUGAAGAAGCUAUACAGAAACGUAUACAUGAGCUUGUGUCAGUUGGCAACCUAGAAGCCGCGGUUAGUUUAUUGCUUUCUACUCCCCCAGAAAGCUCUUACUUCUAUGUGAAUGCACUUCGUGCUGUUGCUCUCUCAUCUGCCGUUUCAACGUCUCUUAAUGAACUUGCAGUGAAGGUUGUUGCGGCCAACAUGGUGAGGGCUGACAGAUCACUUUCUGGCACUCAUCUUCUCUGCGCAGUUGGAAGACACCAAGAAGCAUGUUCCCAGCUACAAGAUGCAGGGUGCUGGGCAGAUGCUGCAACCUUAGCUGCUACUCACUUAAAGGGAUCAGAUUAUGCAAGGGUGUUGCAAAGGUGGGCUGGGUACGUCCUACACACUGAACAUAAUAUCUGGAGGGCUCUGAUUUUGUACGUUGCCGCCGGCGCACUUCAAGAGGCAUUGGCAGCUCUUCGUGAAGCACAAAUUCCUGACACAGCUGCAAUGUUUAUCCUUGCAUGCCGUGAAAUUCAUGCAGAUAUUGUUUCGAACUUGGGUAUUGUUGAUGAAGAUGAAUUAAGUUCAAUAGGCCAUAAUCUACUAACUUUGCGUGCCUUAGAUCCGAAGAAUGAAGAUGUCAUUGCCGUUAGUGAAUAUUUUGGGCAAUACCAGAGAAAAUUGGUCCAUCUCUGCAUGGAUGCGCCCCCAUACUAUGAAUGAGUGUAUAGGGCUUUGAUACGAUGCAUUUAGAUAUCCAUGAAACAAGUGAAAAGAAAGCUGUAGUUUGAUUUCCAUUCAGGUGCUGCCUGCAUUCAUUUUUCUUUCUAAGUUAUUGGCAGCAUUCCGAAAUGGAAUGCACCGAACCCAGAAUGCCUUUUGCUGUAGGGACGUAGAAUCUUGUAGGUAGCAUGAUACCAUAGUCUUUUGUGAAACAAAAUCCGAUGGUCGCAGUCACCAGCGAUUGUUUCACGUUACGUUUCUCGAGUUCAGGUCAUGUUGUAGCUUGUGUAUACAUUUUUGUUGCUAACAAAAUCAUAAUUGUAUCUCUAUUGAACGGUAUUUGAAGGGUAGUUGAAAAGGUUAUACCUUUUAUUUUAUUUGACA